UCAGAGACGUUGCCCACUUACGCGAGCCGAGUGAGACAGAAGGUCUUGUUUCCCCGAGGUCGGCGUCGAAGAAGGUGAAGAUGGUCUCUGGCUCGGGGCUCUGCUCGGGACGGGUGGUGGUGGAUGCUCGCCACCACAUGCUGGGGCGGCUGGCGUCGAUCCUCGCCAAGGAGCUGCUCAACGGACAGCGCGUGGUGGUAGUCCGCUGCGAGGAGAUCUGCCUCUCCGGUGGGUUAGUCCGACAGAAGAUGAAGUACCUCCGCUUCCUCCGCAAACGGAUGAACACCAAACCAUCCCACGGUCCCAUCCACUUCCGCGCCCCCUCGAAGAUCCUCUGGCGCACCAUCCGUGGGAUGAUUCCGCACAAGACUAAGCGUGGUGCUGCAGCGUUGUCAAGGCUAAAGGCGUACGAGGGCGUGCCGCCGCCUUAUGACAAAACGAAAAGAAUGGUUAUUCCAGAUGCUCUCAAGGUAUUGAGGCUUCGACCUGGACACAGGUAUUGCUUGCUUGGUCACCUCUCAUCUGAAGUUGGAUGGAAUCACUCCGAUACUAUCAAGGAACUUGAGGAGAAGAGAAAAGCCAGGGCCAAGGUAGCUUAUGACAGGAGAAAGCAGCUUACGAACCUUAGGGGAAAGGCAGAGAAAGCUAUUGAUGAGACGCUUGGUUCUCAGCUCGACAUACUUGCUCCCCUCAAGUACUGAGGUGAUUGUCCUAUUUUAGUCGGAUUGCUAGUUGUUUCAUGCCAUUUUUGUUUUAUUCAGACUGAAGUUCAGACUGAAGGACAAACGUCUGAUUGAGUAACUUUGCGUCAUCAGUGUUUUAAGAUACCAGAUUAUUUUGAAAUUAAAUUUGGUUUUCGUAC
This is a messenger RNA of Zingiber officinale, 862 nucleotides long. Its product is annotated as 60S ribosomal protein L13a-2-like. NCBI's taxonomy places the organism in Eukaryota, Viridiplantae, Streptophyta, Magnoliopsida, Zingiberales, Zingiberaceae. Gene Ontology annotation, cellular component: ribosome; cytosolic large ribosomal subunit. Gene Ontology annotation, molecular function: structural constituent of ribosome; mRNA binding. The transcript has 4 exons. Bases 81 to 701 code for a protein of 206 amino acids. The record is from RefSeq and is a predicted model, not a curated record. Gene Ontology annotation, biological process: negative regulation of translation; translation.